Molecule: messenger RNA, 5164 nt
Organism: Coturnix japonica (Japanese quail)
Lineage: Eukaryota; Metazoa; Chordata; Aves; Galliformes; Phasianidae
Gene: CCP110
Product: centriolar coiled-coil protein 110
Biological process (GO): regulation of cytokinesis; centrosome duplication; centriole replication
Cellular component (GO): centriole
Source: RefSeq, a predicted model, not a curated record
GGCGCGGGGCUGGGGAGGAGGCGGCACGAACCGGGCGGGGAGCGGGGCCGGGCCGGGCCUGCGGGCUGCCGUGCUUGGAGCCGCCCCUCGGGCUCCUGGCGACACCGGGCUGCGUUUUGUUGUGUUGCUGCGUGAAAAUGGAGGACUACGAAACAUUCUGCAAGCAGCAUCUGUCCAGAAUCCAAGAGGCAACAAAAGGAGAGAACUCACCCGCUCUGCUGGACAGAAACGUCUCCCUCAUUCAGUUCCAUGGAGUUCCAGUGCUCUCCCCUCUGCUGAACUUUGAAAAGAGAAAGGAAAUACAGCAGUAUCGACAGAAAGCGCUGGAUCUAGAGACAUGGAGACAGAGCUCCCACAAAAGAGCCUUAAUGAAUCGUGUUCAGGAGAUUCUAGAAAACAUUCAGAACAGGAAAGUAUCUGGUACAAGUGACGUGAACGUUCAGGAUGCUGGGAAUACCUGCCCUGAUGCAGACUCAAAAGCUUUGACUGAUCUCACAGCUCUGUCAGAUGCCAGCUUGCCACGUUCUGAAAGGCAUUGUCCUGUGCAGACUGAAAAAAGCCAAGAGCUUUUGCCAUCGGACUCUGUGCAGCGAGUGACAUCAAAUGCAACAGAAGUAGGUAAACCAGCGGAAGAAAAUGUUCCUUCAAAGGAAAGUGAGAGUCACUUCUCAAGAGAUGUUCCUUGUCCAAGGGCUGCGUCUCCUGACGUUGUGCAGAGUAAACUUGUGUCCCCUGCUUUGCAGAAGCAAGAGGGACAAGGAGUGCCGUCAUCUGAGAAGGAAGCCCAAGAUCCAUAUGCAGUGAGCCUUCAGAACCUGAUUAAAAAGUCUAGGGAGUAUGUAGAGAAAGAGCAAAGCAGGCGUAGCUCUAAAAGCAGUUCAAGGAAGAGUAUGAAUGAAAGCCAUUCAGAUAAAGAAAAUGAUGCAGUUAAAACAUCGGACUCUGUGAAAGAGAGAGCAAAGGUUACAGGCAGAAGUUCCACUGCUCUGCCACUUGAUAAACCGUAUCUUAAAUCAAAUACUCAUAUUCAAGGUGCCUCUACUCAUACAAGUAACACAAGUAUGUCAACUUUAUCCAGUUUUUCCAAAGUGGAUAUACCUAUGAGAGUUGGGACACCCCCGUUGGUGGAUUCGGAUUCAGAUGAAGAAUUGAAAAAUCCUUCCGCCUUUGAUCGCGACAGCAGCAUUGUCAGGAGCCUCACGGGGUCGUACAGCAAACUGCCGAGCCCGGAGCUAAGCAUGAGUCCAAAAAUGCACCGGAGGCGCCCAAGGCCUUUAUCGAUGGGACACAUAGUUAUAAACAACCCUGUGAAUGCUUAUGAAUUAAGUCCCAAAGGCAAGGGUAGAGCAAUGGAUUUAAUUAUGCAAGAUAUUGCUGAUAAGAAUAACAUAUCUGAGUCAGUGCCGAAGUUCAUGAUGGACUUUAGUAUGCUUUGCCCCAGCAGAGUUCCUGGUGUCAUCAGGAGUUCUUCAGGUCCUUCUGAUGGGCUGCUGGCUGGCAAACCAAACAGACAUUCCUUUGGGCACUCAGAAUGCAAAGGGGCAUUGUCUGCUGCAGUGGAAGGGCAGGUAGUGAUGGACAACAGAGGACCGUAUAAAGUAGAGACUGGUACCGUGGGUCCAAAACCGAUUGAGCCAUUCUCCACCCAUCAGUCUACAGUAACACAGAAGCUCCUAACUGUGAAUGAGACCAAAGCAUCCAGUUUGCAAGAAAAUACUAAAUCUCCAGUAGAACUCAAUAAAUCUUAUGAUGUAGAAAGCCCGUCCCCACUACUGAUGCAGAGCAAGAGUAUGCGCCAGCAGAUGGAUCCAAGUGUUCCCCCAGCAAACGAACAGAUUCUAGAGAACAGCUUUGAAAAGGUAAAACGUAGACUUGAUUUGGACACUGACAACUGCCAGAAAGACAGCAACCCCUGCGCUGUAACUGUUGGAAUGGAGGAACAGGAGAAGCAAUGGCUGCAAGAGCAGAAAUGUCCCAUGGCAUCAGUUUACAUUACCAAGAAUGCAGCCCCUGAUUCAAAUAUGGCAAAAGAAGAGAUUUUAAAGACUAAAAUGUUGGCCUUUGAGGAAAUGAGGAAGAGACUCGAAGAACAGCAUGCACAACAGCUGUCAAUUCUGAUAGCAGAACAAGAGCGGGAGCAGGAGAAACUGCAGAAGGAACUGGAGGAACAGGAGAGGAAGGGAAAGAAGAUCGCUACAACAGAAAUAGAAAUAUCCAAAGUGAAUAUUAACAGUAGGAUGGAGUUGGAGUGGAGAAAAAGUGAAAGCGGCUUAGUAGAAAGUGUGCAAUCUCAGCUGGAGACAAUCCAUAAUGCAAACUCUACAAGCAUUGGUUUUGCUCAUUCUACGUCACCCAACACCUUUACUUCAACAAGUGAAACUUCAUUCUUCCUCUGGGGACCAUCAGGCAGUGGAGUUAUUAAAACCUCAGUGUCUAGGCCAAGUAACAGGAUCAAAACCAGGUGGACCCAGAUUUUCACUCCAGAGAUACAAAUGAAGUUUGAUAAGGUAACUGCUGUGGCAAAGGGGUUUCUUACGCGUCGGCUUCUACAGACAGAGAAGCUGAAACAUCUCAAGCAGACUGUGAGAGAUACCAUGGAAUUCAUAAGGAAUUUUCAGUCUGAAGCUCCAUUAAGAAGAGGAACUGUUUCAGCACAAGAUGCGUCCCUUCAUGAAAGAGUAAUGGCUCAGCUUCGAGCUGCUCUGUAUGAUAUCCAUGACAUAUUUUUCGCAAUGGAGGCAUCAGAGAGAAUGAACAUCCUGCGUCACGAUCGUGAAGUUCGUAAAGAGAAAAUGCUGAGGCAAAUGGAUAAAGUCAAGAGUCCAAGAGAGAGAGCAACACUUUCAACAGCUACACAGAAAUCUCUGGAUAGGAAGAAGUACAUGAAGGCUUCAGAAAUGGGAAUGCCUAGUAAAAAAAUAGUCCCAAAACAAAGAAGUCCUGAGAGCCGAGUACUCCAACCAAAUCAAGGACAGAAUGCCCCACUUCAUAGAUUGCUUUGCAGACAAGGAACCCCUAAGGCCUCAAUGAAGGGGGUUGAGCAAAAUAGAAAGAAGGCCUCAGAGAGCAGAGUGUCUAACAAGGCGGUUUCAGGAGCAUAUGCAGGAAGAACCCAAAGAAAGAAGCCAAAUGUUGUGACAAUUUAAGACGACAGCACUCUCUAGGAUGAGCAGGCUAUUCUUUAAUGAGCAGCACUCAUUCUAUUUUGUUUCUUAAAUGCAGUUAUUUUGAAAUGAUAAACCUGCUUUUUCUUUUCCAGAUGAUGACGUAUUAAUACAAUCAUAUUGAAGUAAUAAAGAGCUGUAAAGCUCUAACCCUAUGUAAAAAUUGCAUGUUAAUACUUGUGUAUGCAAUAGUGUGGAUAUAUAAGAUUCAUAAUAUUCAAAGUAAGACCACAGAGCAUUGUUAGGUUAAUUUGGGACAUCAUAUGCUCUAACUUUGCAUCUUCAACAUGGUUUUUGUAUUAUUUAAAUUGGCCAUUUCUCUGUAUGGUUUGCCACCAUAGUAAUUCACACACAUGUAAUUUUUAGUUUCUCACCAUACACUUAAAGCAGUUACAUAAGAGAAAAAAAUCCCUUAAACAAAACUGAACUCUUCAGUCUGAAUUUGUCAGCAGCUGUCCUGAAUGUAUUUGUGUGAAUGCAGUUACAUCGCUUCACAUAUUAAUGGCCUAAAUUUGUGGACAGACACAGUUCCAUACAGGUGUACUGUCCUUCUCUACAGAAGCUGCACAUUUAUACACAAUAGAUUAAACCACUGUGCUGGAUGCUCUAGGAAUAUCUUUUCCUUGCUCUCUGUGGCACUUCCUUAUGGAAACAGCUUCUGGUCUGGAUGAAGAGCAGCAGAUGUUCAGCAAAAAUUUGGGAAGGCAAGGUUUUAAUUGUUUUACCAUUUUAGUCUUGCACACGAUAGCCCAUACUAAUUAACAUGCCUUAUGUUUUGUUUAUGAUAAGUGCCAUUUUUCUAAGCAGUUUCUCUUGCACCAUCAUCUAACAGCUCUUGUACUGAAAUGAAAUCACAUCUUCCAAUUUCAAGGGGAAGAAAUUCCGUACCAAAACCCUGCGAAAACACCCAUAUUUAAGAAAAUGGGACACUGAAAGAUCAUGCUCGUGUUUUGCCUUGAUCAUCGCACUGAUGGGUGUUAAGCUUCAGCCUGAGGGGAGCAUGAGCCUGGAAGUUCUGUCUCUAAGGACGCAGCUUUCAGACAGGAUCCUGGUGACAGGUUGUUAACAUUGAAAGUAAAGAGAAGCUGUUUGUGCUGUACUGAUUUAUUUGGGUUUUUUUGUGUGUGUGUAUAAGAGUAGUACUAGAAACUGAAGUGAUUUUUUUUGUUUUCUUCCCAGUGUCAAUACAGUGCAACCCCCUGGGGCCUGUGAGGCAUUUUCUCACUGAUAUGAGAGGAAAAAGAGUGAUCAAUAAUUUAAUUUCCAACCAUUAUAAAAAGAACAUUAACAAUAGGAUGAAGAGACUAUAUUUUAGGGCCAGUGACUCUGCUGUGGCUCCAGUGUGACGUCUCCACUGGUGUAAAUGCAAAAGCUUACACCAGUGAAGUACCUGCUGCCCUCAUAUCAGUUUUUUUUUUUCCUUGCAUUUUUUGGAUUGCAACAUUUUUCUGAUGUGUUUCCUGCUUUUUCAGCAGUCAUCAAAUGUCUGCUUUGGUUCCCACCUUUCCUUUGUGUAAUCACAGGAUGGAGUGGAGAACAUCUAAGGGAAAAGAAUGGACUGUGACCCGUGUUGUGGCUGACGCUGAAGUGCUGUGGGUGAAUCAGUGCUAAGGGUUGGUGUAUUUAAAGGGUGUUUUAUAUACCGUGUGUAUUGUUAGAAUAGGCAAUGUGUUGGUAUAGAAGUAGCAUUAGUCAAUGUGAGUGCUUACCUGCAGGUUUCACAUCUGAACCUCCUUUACUUCCAGCAUGUUUCUGGUCUGUGUAACGAGGUGUUGUACUGCAAGUUGUUUGUUUGAUCUUUCAUGAGGCCUUUCUCUUGACAAGUGCCAGAAUUUGGUUCUGUGCUUUGUAUGUUUAUUUAUGCAUAUUUAAUUUUAUCUGCCUUUAUUUUGUGUGUGGUUGUAAUGUCAUCAUAAAAGCGUUAUUUAUUUUUGUACUUUCCAUUUUCACUGGCUUGUUUUUUACUUGAGCAUACUACACAAUAAACUUGUAAAUCCACA